AUGACGUCUUCACUGUUCUUACCUUUUCAUCCGUCUUCACCGUUCUUAUCUUUUCAUGACGUCUUCACUGUUUUACCUUUUCAUCCGCUUCACCAUUCUUACCUUUUCAUGACGUCUUCACUGUUCUAUCUUUUCAUCUUUCACCGUUCUUACCUUUGCCUUCGUUCUAAUAGCUCAGCGGAACAUCUUUCCGUCUCCCUCGCCCAGCGUACGCCACUGGGACAGAAACGUCCCGCUGUUUUCGAGCCGGUACAACCUCCAGGCCUCCCGAAUGUGGUCGGGCUGGAGCGGCAUCCGCACGUCGCCAGAGUACUCCAAUUUUUUCUCCGGCACCUCUGUGAUGUCCUCGCCCGCCGCCAACUUGCGGAUCACCUCUCUUUUGUUUCUCUUCUUGGCCUCGAUGUCCAAGAUGAGCUGGGCCUUGUUUUCUCGUUCUUGCACCUCAAACGCCCGCGUGAUGAUGUCGCCAAGAAGCAGCUUCGAGAGACCAGCCAUCACCACCGCUAUGUUCUGCGGAAUCGAGUGGCCCAACACACUGUUGCACACUUUCUUGACGCCUGGUUUGUUGACGGUCAUUCGCCGGUACGCCUCGAACCGUUCCAUCUGGUCUUCGGUGAACGACGUGAUGAGCAAGCGGCGCUUUUCAUCCUCCGUCAACGGCCGGUUUUCCUGGCUCUUGAGCGCCUGGUACUUGGCCACAAGCUCUGCAUCAUCGAUAUCUGA
This is a messenger RNA of Clavispora lusitaniae ATCC 42720, 723 nucleotides long. The record is from RefSeq and is a predicted model, not a curated record. Lineage: Eukaryota; Fungi; Ascomycota; Pichiomycetes; Serinales; Metschnikowiaceae.